Sceloporus undulatus (fence lizard) is the source of this 420-nucleotide messenger RNA. Its product is annotated as eppin-like. The coding region runs from base 4 to 420 and encodes 138 amino acids. Gene Ontology annotation, molecular function: serine-type endopeptidase inhibitor activity. Lineage: Eukaryota; Metazoa; Chordata; Lepidosauria; Squamata; Phrynosomatidae. The record is from RefSeq and is a predicted model, not a curated record. Gene Ontology annotation, biological process: negative regulation of peptidase activity. Gene Ontology annotation, cellular component: extracellular region. The transcript has 4 exons.
UCAAUGCCUGGCACCAUGGUGGCCUCCAUCAGCCUUGCCCUCUUUAUUGGCAUCCUGGCUCUCUCCACUGAGCUUCCCGGUGCCAAGGCCAAAGAGCGGUCCGGCUAUUGCAUAAAUGUGCCGGUGCCAUCCAAGGGCCCUUCAGACCCAGGCCCCUGCACCAAGUGCCAUGCCGACGCUGACUGUCCACCGAAGAAGAAGUGCUGUGGUUCACCCUGUGGCAACACCUGUCAGACACCAGAACCAGUUCUCUGCCGCCUUCCUCCCAUGACUGGACCCUGCAAGGCCCGGAUGCCCAAAUUCUACUAUAACUGGAAGAGCAAGAAGUGUGAGGAGUUCAUCUACGGCGGAUGCUUUGGGAACCUGAACAGAUUUGAUACCAAGGAGAAAUGCCAGCGGACCUGUGGGAAGCCAGGUUAA